AUGCAAAUUCUCAACAAGAAAAGCUCGGGCCACUCAAGAAAAUUCAUAAUGAACUUAAAUGAUAGCAGUUUGUCCACUUCGUCGACAUCUCAUCCGACUCUCGCUAGAAUAGUUUCGAAUGUUGUGGAGACACAACAACAACUGGUAACUCAGAUUCAGUCUGUUACAACAGCCCUGGAAUCAUUAAAAUUGGAACACAAUUCUUCUAUUCAAGCACUACGUGAGGAUUGGAGAAGAACAGACGAUAGAUCUCAAAAACAAGUAGAAGAGAUUCGUGAUGCUCAUAAGAAAGAAAUCACUCGUUUAUUAGAUUUAAUAAAAACUUUAGUUGACAGCAAGCAAGAACAAGGCUCUCGAUCUAUUCAACCUCCUGUUGUGCCACAGCCUUUCAUGGUUCCCGGACACGUCGCUCAGAAUGAUGUUCAACGAGCCCUUAUGAUGCAAACUGAUCCUCAGUUGCGAAUGAUGUUCUUACAACAACAACAACAGCAACAACAACAGCAUCAACAAGCUCAACUUGUUCACCAAUUGCAACAGUCACACAUUGCCCAAAAUGUGCUGCAAGCUCAUGCACAAGCUCAAGCACACGCUCAAGCUCAGGCACAAGCACAAGCUCAGGCUCAAUCUCAAUCUCAAACUCAAAUUCCUGUACCAGUACCUGUACCAAUGUCACUUUCCACUCAACAGAGUUCUUUGCCUGUUAAUUCACUUCAAAGUACCUCUUUCACCCAAAAGACGUUCGCCCCUAUUCCCGUUACACAAACAGCACCAGUUGAAGUCGAGAAACCUGCUGCAGUUGUUCCAGCCGCUCCAGCUAAGGUAGAAGCUCCAAAGCCUGCUAUUUCUUUUGGCUCAUUGUUCGCUCAAAACUCCGAUAAGACUAAGGCUGCUCCUAUCACUAACAUCAAGAAGGAGGAUAAUUCUCCUGUUUCUGCUCAACCGUUUUCUGCGUUCGGUAGCAAGCCUUUCACCCCUACUGUUACUACACCUGUGAAAACUGAUACUAAAGAAACCCCAAAAGCCGUCGAUGAUGAAGAUAAAGUUGAAGAAUUUGAGCCACAAGUUGAUUUUAAACCUGUAGUUCCUCUUCCUGAUUUAGUGGAUGUCGUUACUGGAGAAGAAGGAGAGGAGACUUUGUUCGAAAACAAAUGUAAACUUUUCCGUUUCGCCGAAACAAAAGAAUGGAAAGAACGAGGAACUGGAACAAUUAAGAUUUUACUUGAUCUGAGUACCACUAAAAGAAGAGUUGUAAUGCGCCGUGAUCAGGUUCAUAAAGUUUGUGCUAACCAUCCUCUCUCGAAAGGCAUGACCAUAAGCAAAAUGCCCAAGAAAGACAAGGCUUUAAUCUGGCAUUGUAUGGACUUUUCUGAUGAAGAACAGAAGCAUGAACAGUUUUGUGCUCGUUUCGCAUCAGUUGAAGUUGCUGAAAACUUCAUGAAGAUUUUCCAAGAAGGAGUUGAUGAUUCAGUUGAAGUCAAGACACCCGUGAAAGUAGUUCCAAAAUCGAGUGAUGAAAAGGCAGUGAAAAAAACUGAAGCAAGUACAUCAAAAGAAGAGCCAAAACAACAAGGAUUCGGUGAUAAGUUCAAGUUGAAAGGCGGAGAGUGGAACUGUAAUGAUUGUUAUACUAAAAACUCCGAAGGAGAUGCAGCAUGUAUUUGCUGUGGGGCCAAUAAGGAUGGAACAGCUGCUAAGGACGUUUUCCCUAAAUCUAUUAUUCCUCAGCCAACUGGUACAUCGAAAUUCUCGUUCGGUUGUGCUGCCGCUGCUGCCGCCAAAGAGUCCGAUAAUAUACCCGUUGGAAAUGCAAAACCAGGAUUGUUCGGAAGUGGAAUUAAUAACACUACUUCGUCUUUCGCUGCGGGCGGAUCUUCCCCAUCUAUAUUCGGUGGAAACAAGGCUAAUGCUCCAUCUGCAAGUACUUCUGGAACUCCAAGUGCUAGUGGUUUUUCAUUCUCAAGUGCUGCCUCAUCUGCCACUACAACUCCUAACAACUCUGUAAAUUUCUCAUUCAAAAAUACUGGUAAGACACUAUUCGGAAGUGCCCCAGGAAGUGCCUUUGGUCAAGCCGCUUCCGCAGCUGCCAAAGACGCUGAUAAGGAUAAAACAGAGGCCAGCUCCGGAAGUACUCCAGCUACUGCUGCUGCUCCAACGAAAGUUUUCGGAAGUGCCUUCAGCACUGGUGUCAGUUUUGCUAACUUCGCCAGCAAGAGUCCCUCAGGUGGAAUCUUCUCCAAAGAAAACUCAGAGAAAGCUAAGGCUGAACUUGCUAGUCAACAAAAAAAUACAUUGUUCUCCAAUUUGAAGGAUAAGAAAAAAGACGAGGAUGGUUCUGGAGAUGAGGGAGCUGAAGGAGAAUUCGAGCCAGAUGUCAACUUUACUCCUGCCUGCCCACUACCAGAACUUGUUAAAGUAGUAACAGGAGAAGAAAAUGAAGAAGUUGUCUUCUCGAGUAGAUCCAAACUUUUCCGUUUCGAUAACUCAACGAAAGAGAACAAAGAGCGUGGAGUUGGAGAGCUUAAAAUCCUAAAAAACCCUGAAACCGGUAAAUAUAGAGUAGUAAUGCGACGAGAGCAAGUGCAUAAGCUCUGCGCAAACUUCCAUAUAUCUAAAGAAAUCACUUUGAAACCAAAGGCAAGCAAGCCUGAAGUUUACAGCUGGAUGUGCACUGAUUUCUCCGAAGAAACUGAAGGCCGACCAGAAAUUUUCACCGCCAAGUUCAAAAACCAAGAAAUAGCAGAGCAAUUUGUGAAAGUUUUCGGAGACGCUCAGACUAAUCUAUGA
Messenger RNA from Auanema sp. JU1783, 2784 nucleotides. NCBI's taxonomy places the organism in Eukaryota, Metazoa, Nematoda, Chromadorea, Rhabditida, Rhabditidae. The record is from the annotation of a GenBank genome assembly.